AUUUGCACGUUUUCUUUUGUCUCGAAAAACAAUAGAUGUUUUAAUGAAUCAAUUCUUAAUUUUUAAACAAUUUGAUAAUUAGUAAAUGCCAAAUGGUAAUUUUUAAAUAUUUAAACUUAAAUUUCUAGUAAUAACCAAUUUUUUAUCUUGACGUGUAUAAUACAAAUUAUAAAACAAAUAUUUAUGUGUAGCAUAAUUUAUAGGUUUUAAACUUGUACAAAAUAAUUAAAUAUGGAAAAUGGUAAAAUUCCAGUUAAUUGGAGAGGAACUGAAAAGAGUUUGUUGCCGCGAAGCUUUGGAAUGAAACUGUACCCAUUACUUAUACCUACCCCUCAUCACACAAUAUUGUUUAAGAUUCCGAAGGGAGCAGACAAUAUUUUAGAAUCGUAUCCAGAGAAUUUUCAUGACAUCUGGGAUGAUAAACAUGUUAAAAUGCCAUGUUCUGUUUUUGAAAAAGAAAAUAAAAAUAGAUGGGACAUUAUUGUAGCCAGUUUAUCAAAACCAAUAAAGAAGAGUGAACAGCUCGAGGACGCUAUAAUGUCUUACAAUCUUAAAUACAAAGGAAAAUGGCGAUUUCAUUUAUUGCACUCUUUUUUCGAGAAUGUUUUAACUAAGGAAGAAGAAACAGAUGAAUUUUUCGAAAACUUAUUACCUAAAAUUAUUAAUUUGGCUCUAGAAUUGCCAACAUUCAUAACAAGUCCCAUACCACUAUUGAAACAAAAUAAUAAUCAUUCUAUUUCAAUUAGUCAAAUACAAAUUGCUUGUUUAUUAGCCAAUGCCUUUUUGUGUACAUUUCCAAAUAGAAAUGGCGACUAUUCUGAGUAUAAAACAUACCCACAAAUUAAUUUUAAUGGAUUGUUCCAGAUGAAAGUUCAAAAAUCUAAUGAUAAAUAUUUGUAUGAAAAAUUAAAAUGUAUCAUAAACUAUUUUAAGAAAGUUACCGAUCCAAAUUUUGUUUGCAAAAGAGCUGUUACUUAUUCAAGACGAUAUUUACCUGAAAAUGAGUUACCUACCUGGUCGAAAUUGACUAAUCAGCUAACGAAUUUACACAUAGCAUCUACUGGGACUAUAGAAAACGAUGGAGAUGGAAUGUAUCAAGUCGAUUUUGCCGACAAAUCUAUCGGUGGCAAGGUCAUCGGUAUGGGCAGUGUACAAGAAGAAAUCCGUUUUCUGAUAUGUCCCGAAUUGAUAGUGUCUCAACUUUUUUCACAAAAAAUGUUACCUACGGAGUCUAUUAUUAUUACUGGCGCUGAGCGUUUUAAUGACUACAGUGGUUAUUCAAAAUCAUUUAAAUGGGGCGGGAAUUACACCGACGACACUCCAAUUGACGACAACAGCCAUCGCCGGUAUUGCACUGUAGUAGCAAUAGACGCUCUUUAUUUUCGAAAUCCCAAAUUGCAAUUCGAUCCAAAAAAUCUAAGCCGAGAACUCAACAAGGCAUAUGCCGGGUUUUCUUGGGGUAACAAAUCCGACUGUUCCGAUGUGUCAGUAGCCACCGGGAAUUGGGGUUGUGGAGUGUUUAGAGGUGAUUGUCACCUUAAAUCGUUGUUGCAAAUGUUAAGCGCUGCCGAAGCAAAACGAGAUGUUGUGUAUUUUACUUUUGGCAAAACAACAACGAGAGAUUCCAUUAACGACAUGCAUUCAUUUUUAAAAAACAAAAAUGUCACCGUAGGUGAAAUUUUCCGAAUUUUAAUAAAAUAUAACGAGUAUAUGCAGAGUCAUUCCAAACCUAACCUAUACGAAUUUAUCAAGAGUACUGUAAACAACAGCGUUGUUCAGAAGCCCCAAAAUAAACAAAUACCACCUGCAGUUAUUGAUGGACAACUGAAUGUUUCGAAAAAUGCUAGUCAGUCUGUACGUGAAAAACCUAUUCAGUCGACAAGUAUACUAAAAAGAGAAAGAAAUGAAGAGACUGAAAAAAAAAAAAAGAAGCGUAAGAUAGACGAACACUUUCAAAGUGCAUCAUAAUUCCUUAUAUUAUUUCUGGUAUUAUUACACCUAAAUUAUUAUUAUUUAUUUAAUGUUAUAAAUUAUAGUUUUAUUUUAAAUACCAUUGUAUCCAGACAUUUUUUUAAAGUUACAAUUUCAUGUUUGAUAAAUAUUACUAAAGUGGACUAGAUAUUAGUAUAUUACUAUAAGAAGUUCUAAU
Molecule: messenger RNA, 2149 nt
Organism: Adelges cooleyi (spruce gall adelgid)
Lineage: Eukaryota; Metazoa; Arthropoda; Insecta; Hemiptera; Adelgidae
Product: poly(ADP-ribose) glycohydrolase-like
Exons: 12
Coding region: 232-1968 (578 amino acids)
Biological process (GO): ATP generation from poly-ADP-D-ribose; nucleotide-sugar metabolic process; regulation of DNA repair
Cellular component (GO): nucleus; cytoplasm
Molecular function (GO): poly(ADP-ribose) glycohydrolase activity
Source: RefSeq, a predicted model, not a curated record